Molecule: messenger RNA, 1152 nt
Organism: Hydra vulgaris (swiftwater hydra)
Lineage: Eukaryota; Metazoa; Cnidaria; Hydrozoa; Anthoathecata; Hydridae
Product: glycine N-methyltransferase
Biological process (GO): one-carbon metabolic process; protein homotetramerization; regulation of gluconeogenesis
Cellular component (GO): cytosol
Molecular function (GO): identical protein binding; S-adenosyl-L-methionine binding; glycine binding
Source: RefSeq, a predicted model, not a curated record
CAUUGGAUAUGUUUACACUUUAAACAUCUGAUAUGGUUAUUAAAAUAAAAGCCUGGGGAUUUUGAAAACAUCAAUAUUUAUAAUUUGAAAAACCACCCUGAAGCGAAUUGUACAGCUAAAGUAACAGGCUUGCGAUUAUUUUUCAUCAAGAAAUUGUUAUUACAAGUUAAGUAGGUUUUAAACAUACGAACAAAAAUGGAUGAAAAAAUUGACGGAGUUUUUCGCACAAGAACCCUCGGGAUAGGUGCUAGAGGAAUACCUGAUCAAUACGCAGACGGAAAAGCAGCUAGGGUAUGGCAUAAAUAUAUUGGAGAUGAGCAACAAAGAACAGGAUAUUAUAAAGAUCAACUAGUUUCUAUUUUAAAAGAACACAAUUGCCAACAUGUUCUUGAUGUUGCUUGUGGAACUGGUAUUGAUUCAGUUCUACUGCUUGAAGAAGGAUUCAAAGUAACUAGUGUUGAUGCAUCUGAUAAAAUGCUUAAGUAUGCACUUAAGAAACGCUGGGAAAGAAGAAAAGAGCCUGCAUUUGAUAACUGGGUGAUUGAGGAGGGAAAUUGGUUGCGUUUAAAGGAGGCUGAUAUUAAAGUUCCAGGAAAUGGUUUUGAUGCAAUUAUUUGUAUGGGAAAUUCAUUUGCUCAUUUGCCUGAUUUUGAUGGAACACAGAAAUCACAUCGAACAGCUAUUACUAAUUUCUAUGAUCUGUUACGGCCUGGUGGGAUAUUAUUGAUUGAUCACAGGAAUUAUGAUACUAUUGUAAAAGGACACAAAGCACCAAUGAAAAAUAUAUAUUACCAGAGUAAGAGUCGCGUGGAUUGCAAAACUUCUGUUCUUAUGGUGGAUGGUAGCUAUCACAUGGUUACUUUAGAUUAUAUUGUUUACGAGGAUGAUAAUGACAAUGAAGGAUGUAAGUUCCGCUUAUCGUAUUAUCCUCACUUGCUAUCUAAGUUUGACAAUCUUAUUGACGAAAUAUUUGGAGAAGGUCGUCAAACUGUACUUGCUGAUUUUAAAAAAUUGGACGAAGUUGACAACCCUUCUUACUUCAUCCACAUUUGCAAAAAGAAAGAAUAAUUCUUUGGAAUAUGAAAUUUUUUUGAACGCUUCAAUAAUUGUGGCAUUACAUUAUAUUUGUUGUGUCUCUUUUUAUAAUUUUUG